AUGCCUGAAACCACCGUGAAAGCGCCCAAGAAGGGCUCAAAGAAAGCCGUGUCUAAGAGCGUUAGUAAGACCGGCAAGAAAAAGAGGAGGACCAGGAAGGAGAGCUACGCCAUCUACGUGUACAAGGUGCUGAAGCAGGUCCACCCCGACACCGGCAUCUCGUCCAAGGCUAUGGGCAUCAUGAACUCGUUUGUGAGCGACAUCUUUGAGCGCAUCGCCGGUGAGGCCUCCCGUCUGGCUCACUACAACAAGCGCUCCACCAUCACUUCCAGGGAGAUCCAGACCGCCGUCCGCCUGCUGCUGCCCGGGGAGCUGGCCAAGCACGCUGUGUCUGAGGGCACCAAGGCCGUCACCAAGUACACCAGCUCCAAGUAA
Messenger RNA from Epinephelus fuscoguttatus (brown-marbled grouper), 375 nucleotides. RefSeq names its product histone H2B 1/2-like. Gene Ontology annotation, molecular function: DNA binding; protein heterodimerization activity; structural constituent of chromatin. NCBI's taxonomy places the organism in Eukaryota, Metazoa, Chordata, Actinopteri, Perciformes, Serranidae. The coding region runs from base 1 to 375 and encodes 124 amino acids. Gene Ontology annotation, cellular component: nucleosome. The record is from RefSeq and is a predicted model, not a curated record. The transcript has a single exon.